Messenger RNA from Trichoderma virens Gv29-8, 605 nucleotides. RefSeq lists its product as uncharacterized. Bases 42 to 326 code for a protein of 94 amino acids. The record is from RefSeq and is a predicted model, not a curated record. NCBI's taxonomy places the organism in Eukaryota, Fungi, Ascomycota, Sordariomycetes, Hypocreales, Hypocreaceae. The transcript is spliced from 2 exons.
AUCAACGUCUCUUUAUCUUAAAAUUAAGAGACUUGGUAACGAUGACACAAACCAAAAGCCAGGACGAAGAAACUGUUGAGCUUAUCGACCACAUAUAUGCACUGAGAAAUCAAUUUGAGGCCUCAAGCCAUGAUUCCCACCAUGAGCAGUCGAGGAAAAAUGCCCUGGCUCAAUUACAAACAUAUUCACGGAAGCUCAUGUUGGUUGGUCAAGAUCCCAAUGCCGCAUUUUGGGAGCUUGUUCGAAGGGUUAGUUUUCACCAACAUUCAGGUUAUCUGAAUUCAUUCUUUUACCCUAUAGUAGUGCUCUAUUCUCUCACCUAUUAAAGUAGCCCAGGACAUGGGUGUUUUCCGGUACCUCAUGGAUCAUGGCAGCGCCACCGCGAAUGAACUGGCCACUAUCUCAGGAGCAGAAGAAUCCCUAAUUGAUCAGUGAGAAUUCUGCGUCCUCUAGCAGAAGGACUGCUCACCGAGGUGGAUGAUGAAUUAUAUAAACUCACCAGUCGUGGGGGUGCGGUUGGAUUACCAGCAUACGAUGAUGCUAUCACAUUUGCGUAUGUUUAAUAAUACAGAUCAUGAGUUAAUAUUGACCUGAAAUGAUACUAA